Molecule: messenger RNA, 3333 nt
Organism: Acaulospora morrowiae
Lineage: Eukaryota; Fungi; Glomeromycota; Glomeromycetes; Diversisporales; Acaulosporaceae
Source: the annotation of a GenBank genome assembly
AUGAAUGGGUAUCAACUAAAAGAAUUAUUUGUAGGAAACUUACCAUUCUUUGCGAAUGCCAAGAAUGUUGCCGAUGCAAUAGAAUCCUAUUUUUUGAUUGAAAGUAAAAGACAAUGCAAAGUUUACCGGUGUGAAUUACGUAAAAAAGGAGAACUCACGAACAAAGGGUUUGGCUUCAUUUCAUUGAGGCCGAAUGAUGCCGAUGAUUUACUUGGAUUAGCGCAAACUACUCCGAAUCUUUUGGGAAGAAAAUUAAACAUAGAUGAAGCACGAAACCCACGGGAACUGGACAUGGAAUCUUUCUUCAUGGAGGAAUCAAAGUUCCAAGUCGCAAGUCUAGAAUUAGGAAAUUGGGCUGGUCAACCCCCGGUGACGGGGGGUAAAAAAGAGAAAUGGACUUUCGCAAAUCGUUGGAAUUACCCUCAUGAUGAAUUAACGUUAACUGUCUCGGAAUCAGAGAGGUCUUUUUUUUUAGAUGGAUUUUCAGAUUCAAAUACUGACCAAAAAAAGCGUGUUCGAAUACCCUUUAACUUAUUGGAUGGGAAGAAGGGUAUCCUCUUUGAUUCACGAGAAGAUGGGUUUUCAAUUUACUUCUCUUUAAAACAUCCACCUAUGUUAUACCGAAAAGCCAACUUUCUUGAGUUACUUUCAUCGCAAACAAGAUUUCUAUACGAGUCGUAUGUGAGUGAGCCGUUUAUGCGAACCUUAGAUUGGACGGGGAUGUUGAAAGUGUUUGGAAGAUCGCGUGUCUACCGAUUAGUAUUCAAGGAAAAUGUCAGUGAGAUAAAGGAACUCCUGGGAAAUACUACAAUACGCGGUAUCCCGAAGGCUAUCCCUCGCGCAAAAGUGAUCGCGAAAAAAGCGUCAGAAUCCUUAACAUACUUGAGUCACGUGUUUGAAACUUUGCCUUUCAUGUUAAGCUUUAAAUUGGAAUGUUUGCUGUCAUAUGGCAUUGUCACGUACGAUGAGAUUCACGAUCACCAUAUUGUAGAUCGGUUGAUCGAGCUCGUUGACCAGGGAAAGGAGACGAUUGCAUGGUACGCUCUGAAUCAAGUGGCAACAAAGCAUUGGGAUCCCUCUGACGAAUACUAUAGUCAACGACCAAUAGAUGUAUUUAAUGUCGCCAUCCGAAACUUCCGCGGGGAAUACAGUGAAUGGCAUCCAGCAAACCCCAAAAUUUCGAGGAGAAACACUAAUAGAUGGGCGUGGGUGAAUCACACCAUAAUAACACCCACCAGUGAAUACUUUGAUGACCCCACGUACGAACCGUCGAAUCGUAUCUUACGCCAGUAUGAUAAACAUGUUGAUAGGUUCAUGCGUGUCUCAUUUCGAGAUGAGGAUCUUGAUCGAUUGUUUGUUAGCGAAAAAGAUCGUGAUUUAUAUAGGGAGCGGAUAGGAUCGAUUAUGAGUAAUGGAUUUCAUGUAGCAGGAAGGCAUUAUGAAUUCUUGGCCUUUUCUUCUUCGCAAUUGAGAGAAGCCUCUUGCUGGUUUGUGUCGGCAGAUGGCGACUUUAACGCAGAUUUAAUUCGUUCUCUUAUGGGCGACUUUAGGGCACCCGCAUUGUACGCUGCGCGUAUGGGACAGUGUUUUUCGAGCACAGUCGCUACAAUAGAACUUGAUGAAGAUCAGGUGGAACAGAUACCGGAUAUCUGUAAUAACGGAUACAAUUUCAGUGACGGUUGUGGGACAAUAUCGGAGAGCCUUGCCAAACGCGUGGCGAAGCUUUACUUGGGAUCCCGAUGGAAAAGGGACAAGGAAGUACCCUCUGUUUUUCAGAUCAGAUAUGGAGGAACGAAAGGUGUGGUCUCAGUGGACCGAAGAUUAGAGGAAGAUGUACUGUGUACUCGUCCAAGUCAAAUAAAAUUCGAGGCACCAAUUUCCAGAAAUCUGGAAAUAUGUAAAGUGAUGAAGAAUCCUUUGACCGGACAUCUAAACCGACAAAUGAUUAUAAUACUAGAAUCCUUAGGGGUUCCGCAUAAGGUGUUCCUGGAAUUACAAGAAACAAUGAAAGAAGACAUAGACUUAAUGAUGAAGAACGAGGAUAAGGCGCGCGAUGUUGUAAAUCGAAGCGUCGGCUCGCGUGAGUGCUCCCACAUAACAAGGAGCAUAUUGAGCAUGAUUGACGAGGGGAUGAUGGGGACCGAAGAACCAUACUUAAUAGGACUUUUGGAGUGCAAGAGGAUCUAUGCGCUUAAGAACUUGAAGUAUAAGGCGCGUAUCAUGAUGCCACAAGCCUUUCUUCUGUUUGGAAUUUUAGAUGAGACGGGUAUUUUAGGACCUGGUGAAAUAUUCGUUCAAACGUCGAUCGUCACAUCUCAGAAUAACACCUUUUCGAAGAUAAAAGAAAAGGUAAAGAGGGAUCAUCGGGUGCAUGUAGGGAAAGCAGUUAUCACCCGAAAUCCAUGUCUACAUCCUGGAGACAUACAAAUGGUAACUGCUGUAAAUGUUCCCGAACUCUCACAUCUCCGAAAUUGUGUUGUUUUCAGCAUGCAUGGAGAAAGGCCCUUGCCCAAUUGUUUGAGCGGCGGAGAUUUGGAUGGAGAUGAAUAUUUUGUGUGUUUUGAUGAGAGAAUUUUUUUUGACGGUUCCGAAGAAUCGAUGAAAUAUGAUCCUCCAGGACGAAAAACACUAGACAGACCUGUGGAAAUUUCGGAUCUGCACGAGUUCUUUAGCGAUUUUAUGAUCAACAAUCGACUUGGCCAAAUUGCUAAUUUGCACAUGGCGUUUGCGGACUACGAGGCCGAGGGGGUGCGCUGCAAGGAAUGUGUAUAUUUAGCAAACAUGCAUUCGAAGGCUGUUGACUUCAAUAAAACGGGCAUUCCUGUGACCGACACAUUGCCAAAAAUUGGAGAAUAUCCGGAUUUCAUGGGUCAUGGGAAAAAAAAAAGUUAUCAAUCUAAAAAGAUUCUCGGAAAAUUAUACCGAAGAAUAGAACUCGAUCAACCUGAUGAAGAUUCUCUUCUCGGUUAUGAAGACAAUGUAGAGCCCAUGCAAGAGUUUCUCGCCAAAGGAUUCGAAUAUUACAUGGAGGAAGCGGUCAUAUGUAGAAACACAUAUAACUCGGAAAUCAAGGCUCUAAUGAAAAGAUAUGACAUCGACACAGAACCCGAGGUCAUCACGUCAAACAUCAUUAGUCAUAAUAUGAAUGGACGAAGAGGACAAGAUAUUCGAGAGAGGGUAUCGGAAACCAAAGCCAAAGCAUCGGCGUGGUACAUGGUCACAUACGGCAAAGAGAAUGUCGACGCGGACAAUAAAAGACUCUUGAGUUUUCCAUGGAUAGUUUCGGACAUUCUGUUAGCCAUUAGAUCUGAAAAACAAAGGGGAGAUAUGUGA